This is a messenger RNA of Schistosoma bovis, 5373 nucleotides long. NCBI's taxonomy places the organism in Eukaryota, Metazoa, Platyhelminthes, Trematoda, Strigeidida, Schistosomatidae. The record is from the annotation of a GenBank genome assembly.
ACCCUUUAACUUUGUCUGUAUAUACACGUAUAUAAUCAUUUAGACCACAGAUGUUCAAAUAAUCUCCACACUAUUUUACUGCAUGAAUAUACAACUUUGUUUAUCUAGUGACGUGCAUGUAUGCAUUUGUGCUGUCCCAUUAUAUUGAUUGGACUAAAAAAUGUUAUAGAAAAGAUGGAAAUGUUCUAAUAUUAUUCAUAAGUAUAAAAUAUUCUGCGGAUUUUCUUUUUUGAAAGAUCCUUAUGAGUUUAACUUGUAAUAUUCGUAAUUUAGCUGACCAAGUUAAACAUAAAUUAAUUGGUGAACGUAGGAGAUCAUCAAGUUCACAUGAGUCAGAUAAUUCUGGGGAAAUAAGUGGCAAACAUGGAAGACGUAUCACUAUUCAAAAACCUCACCAAUAUACCAUCCAAUCUGAGCAAAAAGAUCAACAACUACAUCGAACAACAACGACGAAUACAGAAGUAUCAUCACAAAAACACAAGAUACAUCAACAGAGCAAUUUAUUGCAUGACAGUAAUGAUAAUAAUAAUUCCCUACCAUCUGAUCUAAACAACAGGUCAAUACCACUUGAAACAAAUAAUACAACUGAUAAACGAUUACAAAAACAGCAAUGUCACUUGAUAAAAUCUAUGUGUUAUUGUCAAGUUAACUCAACAUGUCCAAAUCAAACAAACUGCACAAUAUCAAAUACUAAUAACGUGCAGUCUAUACCUCCUUCAUCAUGUAUGCAUAAUACACAAAAAUUACAAAAUAUACCUACUCAUAAAAUAUGUAAACAAAUUACUCCUACGUCUAAUCCAUCACCUAUUUUACAAGAUCGUUCACAAGAUUAUUCAGAAAAUGAAACAGAUAAUAAUAUUGUAUCAGAAACAUCAAUACAACAUCAUUGUUGUAAUCAAACUCCUAAAUAUUAUCAACAACAUCAUUCUAAACAACGUGUAUAUGUUUCAAAUAAUGAACAUUCAAGGCAUGAUAUAACUCGAAAUGAAUCGCAACAAAACAUUAAGGCUUCACCUACAUCUCAUGUCAACAGCAAAAUGUGCAAUCAGUAUAAAGGAAAUACCUCCAAGGAAAGCAAAAACAAUCCCACCACUUCUAAUACUAGUACCAUUACUACUGUGGCAUCUACUUCUAAUGUUACUAAUAACAGUCAUAAAAUGUUUAGCUGUCAUCAAAGUUCUGAUAUAAAUUUACACCAAACAACAGAUUAUCCUUUAAUGAAUGAGUGUCAACAACAACAUGGAUCGACAUAUUUCAUUCCACUUGUACCAGAUCUAUCAAUUCCACAAGAUGAAACACGUUCAGGUAGUUUGGGCAGUGCAUAUCCUUCUCAUUGUAUACCUUAUCAUUUCGGACAUAGUAAGUAUGCUUUACUUCAAGGACACAAUCAUCAACAUCAUCUACUUCACCGUCAUUCUCACAGACAUAAUCAUGCUAAUAUUAAUGUUACUGAGAAUCAUAGUAAUAAUAUGAAAUCAAUGCAUAACAAUAAAUAUAAUAAUCCAAGAUUAACAAUGAGUUAUUCUGAACUAUUAAAUUCAUUCAUCCCACAUCAUUGUCAUAAUCAAUUCAAAUUGUGUGGAGUUAAUGAUGUCAAUAAUAUCAGUAAUAGUACUGGUAAUGAUGUUAAUGAUGUUAACAUUGAAAGAUUAGAUCAGUUAACUCAAUCUCAAACUAUAGAUUCCAAUACUUCCAAUAAUCUAUGUCAUAGAUCAACAAAUAUCAGUCAACAAUUCAAUACCGAUAACAAUCAUGGUAACAAUAAUGAGAUUAUUCAUACUGAUGAUACUUCAUGUAAUCCACAAGUAUUAUUAAAUAAUUCUGAAAUGAGUGAUAUUGAUGAUAUAAGUCAAUCUAAUUCUUAUCCAAUACAAUCAAUAACAAAAAAUAAUUCAUUAUUAUUAUUAAAUGAACAAACUAUUAAUCAAAUAGAAUUGAAUCCACCUAUUUUACCUACUCGUACAAGUUCAUUAAUUAUGAAUAAUAAAAAGUAUCAUUCUAAUAAACAGAAUAAAAUAAAUAAUACAUUACCAUCUAUUUUAAUACCUAGUUCAUCAUCAUCAUUAUCUAAUUCAAAUAAUGAUCAAAAUUAUAUUAUGCAACAAAGUAUGAUAGAUUAUACUCACAAUCAUGAUAUUAAUCAUUUACAUUAUUCUAUAACUAAUUUAAAUCAUUUACAACAUUUAAAUUUAUCUCAAUCUAAUCAUUUAUCUAAACAUAAUAAAAUUGCCAAUGAAAGAAACUAUGAAAAUACAUCGGAAUUCAUUACAAUGAUAGAAUCUAUGGAAACAAUAUCUAAUAAUGAAUUAAUGAUAAAAUCAUAUUCAUCACAACAAUCACCAACAUUAUGUAAUCAUGAAUUACCAAUAACAUCAUCAUCUUCUUCUUCUUUAUCACCUGAUUGUAAUCAAAAUAAUAUAAUAAAUUUAAAUCAAUCUAUUGAAAGAUCAUCAACAAUUACAUUAACUGAUUCUUCUUCUAAUAAUAAACAAUUAAAUUUAUCAAAUCAAUCACAAAUUAAUUAUAAUCAGUCAUUGAUUUCUGAUUAUAUUCCAACAAGUCCAUCAUGUGGUGCAUUAGAGCAAUUUAUGCCAACAAAUCAUGCUUCAAGAUUACUUGGUCGUAUGUCUGAUAAAUUACGUGAUGGUCGAUUAGCUGAUGUGAUUUUAAUUGCUGGUAUGAAAUUGAAUAAUAAUAAUAAUAAUUCAAUAUUAUCAACAAAUACAAAAUAUCCAAAUGUAAUUAAUGAUUCAAUUCAUGCAUUAAAUAAUCAUGGUAAAUCAGAUUUAAAUAAUUCAUCUAAUGAAUUAAUUAUUCGAAUACCUGCACAUCGUGUUAUAUUAGCUGCAGCUAGUGAUUAUUUUGCUGCUAUGUUUGGUAAUGAAUUAAAAGAAGCUACUGAACAAGAAAUAUGGAUUCAUGAUGUUGAACCUAAUGCAUUAAAAACAUUGAUCAAUUAUAUUUAUACAGGUUAUCUAGAUUUACGUGAGGAAACUGUUAGUGAUUUGUUAGCGGCAGCUUGUUUUCUACAAAUUACUGAAGCAUCACAAACAUGUGAACGAUUUUUAACUAAACGUUUAGAUGCAACAAAUUGUUUAAGUAUGUCACGUUUAAGUGAACAAUAUGGAUGUGAAUUAUUAAGAAAACGUUCUACAAAAUUUAUUUUAGAACAUUUUUCAGAUGUUGCUCAACAACCAGAUUUUCUAAACUUAAAUUUUAAAGAACUUGUCACAUUGGUCUCUUCUGAUCGUUUAAAAGUAUCUAAUGAGGCUACAGUAUUUGCUGCUUGUUUACGAUGGAUCAGAAAUGUUAAACAAAAAGAAUGUAAAACAGAAAUUUAUGGGAAUGAACCAUUAUUGGCUAACUUAUUAAAAUGUGUACGAUUGACCCAAGUACCUCCACGGCUUUUGAUUGAUGUUUUAGAAAAAGAAACACUAUUCCAAGAAGAUUUUUUAGCGAUACGUUUAGUUAUAUCUGCACUACGUGCACAUUUCACUUCUGAAUCAUUUUAUUCACAAAUUCACAAAACUCCUACAAGAACUAAUUUAGAUUGGUGUCUUAAAACUACUACAUCAACAAACAAUACUAAUGAUAUCAGUAAUAAUACUUUAUUAGAUACAAGAACAUCAUCAACAUCGUCACAUUCAUCAUUAUCCUCAUCAUCAACAGCUAAUGAUACACAAAACAAGUUGGAAGAAACUAUCAUUAGUACUAGUAAUGGUAUUAGUAGUAGUCGAACUCACAAUUAUAAUCGUUAUCAUCAUCAUCAUACAGACCAACCAUAUCAAUCUCCACAAUUUAGUAUUAGAAUGCCCGAUAAUCAAGUUCUAAACUGUCAUGAAAAUUUUAGUCAAAUAACUAAACCAAGAUUAUCAACAAUUGGACGUUUAUGGGCUUUAGGAGGAAAAACCAUGACAACAACACGUGCAUUACAAGAAAUACUUGAAUAUGAUCCAUACUGGAAUACUUGGCGUACAAUUGGUCAAUUACCAGGUCAAAGACAACAAUGUGGCUGUACUAUAUUAAUAGAUGGACGAUUAUUAGUUGUCGGAGGUCGAGAUGAAUUGAAAACUUUAAGUACUGUUGAAUGUAUUAAUAUUGAAGAAAUAUCUCAAUUGAAUGAAUGUGCAACAGAUUAUGGAAGAAAAGUUAGUAAUAAAUUAUCAUCGGAAACUUUAUCAAGACCUAGAGCAAUAAGAAAUCGUUCAAGACAGAAUAGUACAGAUCGCAAUGAACCUGAUGGUAAUAAUACUAAUCAAUUAGAAUUAUGUGUUGAAUCGGCUAGUACUACUCUUACUUCUACAGGAAUAGGAACGUACAGAUCAGAACAACAAGGACAAUCUAAUUCACACAACUGUACAACAUCAUCGAUUAAUAAAGAAGUACAAAAUAAAGAAGAACAAGGCAGUUGGAAAAUUGUCUCAGCAAUGGCAACACAUCGACAUGGUCUAGGAGUAGCCGUUUUGGAAGGUGUUGUCUAUGCAGUUGGUGGACAUGAUGGAUGGUCUUAUUUAAAUACUGUAGAACGAUGGAAUGGUAAAGCGAAAGCCUGGUCACCUGUUACUCCAAUGGCUGUUCAACGUAGCACAGUUGGAGUUGCUGUUCUAGAAGGACUAUUAUAUGCUGUUGGUGGUCGGGAUGGAAGUGCUUGUCUACGAACAGUGGAAAGAUUUAAUCCUCAUACACAACAUUGGUGUUUUAUUGCCCCCAUGUUGCAUCGUCGUGGCGGAGUUGGAGUAGGCGCUAUUGGUGGACGUUUAUAUGCAGUUGGUGGUCAUAAUGCUCCACCAAAUCAGCCUCAUGCACUAAGAACAGCUAGUGUUGAAAUGUAUGAACCACGCACUGAUAUGUGGACAGAAGUAUGUGCUUUGUCAUCUCCAAGAGAUUCUAUUGCCGUGGCUCCGCUCGGUUAUAAACUAUAUGCUUUAGGUGGACAUGAUGGACAAGCUUAUACGGAUCGUGUAGAAGUAUAUGAUCCAGAAGAAAAUAAAUGGACUGAAGCAGCUCCAUUACCAAGUGGACGAGCAGGAAUCGCUGUAGCAGCUAGUGGACCAGGUGUCACUGAUACUAAUUUCAGUAUAAAAUUAUCUUAUCAUAAAGUAGAUCCACUUAUUUAAUUGAAUGUGAUCAUAUCACAUGAAACCAAAGAACAUAACUUGGUUGGAUAAAACACUUUUUUUUUAAAAAUCCAUUAUUUAAAAUGUCUGUAUAUUGUAAUCAUUCGUUUUAAUUUAAUUCACUCAUUUAACAGUUUGUUUGUUUGUUUUUUGAAAGAAAAAACAUAAUAUCGUUAUUGAAUGUAUUUUAAAUUGAUAUAAGAUUUAUCUGGUCGACUUCAGAACAUUUUGGAAUAGACUCAUGAUGAAGUGCUUU